This is a messenger RNA of Rhagoletis zephyria (snowberry fruit fly), 713 nucleotides long. RefSeq lists its product as uncharacterized. The record is from RefSeq and is a predicted model, not a curated record. NCBI's taxonomy places the organism in Eukaryota, Metazoa, Arthropoda, Insecta, Diptera, Tephritidae.
GGUCAUCAAUGAACAGCGCACCGCUCUCUUCAAUUUCAGCUACGCCGUCUUUACAUAGCAACGAAAGUAACACACUGCCACCACCAUAUGUGAACCAUUGCAUGAGCACACCAGCUGGGGUAAUAUUGCCUAGGAAACUCAAAGACUUUCCGGAGUUCAGUGGCCUAGCUGAGGAUUGGCCAUUGUUCAUCAACGCUUUUGCGCAGUCUACGUCAGCAUAUGGGUACACAUACUUGGAGAACAAUCAACGUCUCCAAAAAUGUUUGAAGGGUGAAGCUAGGGAGACGGUGAAGUCGCUGUUGAUAUAUCCGGACCAUGUCGACACUGUCAUCGAACAGCUCCGUUUUCGUUUCGGUCGUCCAGAGCAGCUCAUUCAAAGUCAGCUAUCUGUAGUGAAAGACAUUACCCCUAUAUCGGAGAGUGGAGUUGAAAGAUUGAUACCAUUUGCUACUAAGGUAAAAAAUUUGUCAGCAUUUUUGCAGUCUGCCGGUGGUCACCAGCAUUUAGCCAACCCAACUCUGAUCUCCGAACUAAUCAACAAGUUGCCAAUGUCGAAAAGGAUUGAAUGGGCGCGCUACUCUUCAGCAAUACAACCGUAUCCCACCGUAGUACAUUUUAGCGAGUGGUUAAGUGAAACCGCCAACUUAAUAUGCAGAGUUCAAGAACAGGAACUUCGAGAAACAGCGCCGUGUAGUCCUAUAUGCUUCUGAAGA